Striga hermonthica is the source of this 597-nucleotide messenger RNA. The record is from the annotation of a GenBank genome assembly. Lineage: Eukaryota; Viridiplantae; Streptophyta; Magnoliopsida; Lamiales; Orobanchaceae.
AUGCCGACUAAAAAACAGAAAGGAAAAGGAAAAGGAAAAGGAAAAAAGGAGAGAGGAAACGCACCGUCAACAUCAUCAUCCUCAUCUUCACGGGAACCAGCUAUGGACGCCUCUGCCCUUGCCGACUUGCUGGAGUUGGCUCUCCUCUCCCGCUCAGGCUUAUGCCCCCCGCCGUCGUCGGGUCCCCUCCUCAAAACCGAAGCUCUUCAGCAGUACACCUUGGAUGGCAUGAAGCACACUUCCUCGAUUUCUGAGAAUUGGGACACAUCAGAGGACAAGAUUGACGCGGGCUACGACGACUGCGGGGAUGAGGGCACCGCCAAGACGAAGAACACGGCCGACAGUGUUUACAUGAGGAUGCCGAUGCAUGGGGCGGCGAAGGAAGACAUUGAGGUGAGGGUGGACGGCUCGGUGCUCCUGGUGGAUGCAAAGGAGGCAGGCAGCGAUCGGAUUGUGGGGAGGUACAUUGUUGAGCUGCCUAUACACCAGUGCAAGCUCGAGGAAAUUAAAGCUGUGAUGGGGAAUGAUGGGGUGCUCCAGCUGGAGAUUCCAAAGAAGAAGAAGAAGAGUGAGGCGAUCGAAGUGAUUAUCAAGUAA